ACCUAAAGCAUAUUAAGCUAAAGCAAAGCGAAAGUUUGACAGAGCAGUAUCAUGGCAGAGAGAUGUUAUGAAACUAUCGGAACGGCUCCACAAGGUGUGAAUGGUAAGGAAGUGACCAGUAAAACUGCAGGAAGUAAUUUGUGUGAUAGUGAAACCAAUAUGUAUGUUGAAGAUAUGUAUGCCUCCUAGUCUUUCUUUGCUGUCAUUUCUGACCAUAGAUAUCAUCUCUAGCGGCGGAACCAUGAGAAAGUUUUACACUGUCAAUGGGGACACUGCUGUGACCAAUGAAUUUACAACCAAACUCAAGAAGGAAGGCAAGACUGAAGUGUCAAAGGAGAAACGUGAGUUCACCCUGGCCUUCUGUCGGAUCAGCACCAGGCCUGGCAUCGACAUCCAGGAGACUCAAGACAAAUGUCCAGAACCUGCAGAUGGUAAGCCAGUUAUCCUGGUGCUGCUGCAUCACACCUUUGAUCCUAAAUAUUGUGACUACCGUGGCCCGGGAAUAAAGAACGAUGCCUCCACCAUUCUCUCUGUGGACCUCCUGUACUACGAAGACCGCCUGCUCAAAUGUCCUCACAAUAAAAGAGGACUCAAACAGGUCCUGGAUGUGGUUGGACGACCGUCCUCGAAGGAGAAAAUCAGGAUGUGGAUCCGUCCCUUCUGUUGUUGCUAGUCAUGCAACAACCCUGAAUAACCGUCGUAACAAUGGAAUCACUAAUCUAUAUAAAUAUUUAAAAAAAUUCUGUAUCAUUGUAAUAAUUGUCCACUACAUAUAAGAAAAUAAUGAUAUCCAAUAAGUUAAACAAGCUCAUAUAUAUAUAUAUAUAUUAGAGCUGUCAGUUAAACGCGUUAUUAACGGCGUUAACGCAAACCAAUUUUAACGGCGUUAAAGAAUUAACGCGCGAUUAACGCAAUUGUUUUAUUUAAAAAAAAAAAAAAGUUUUUUUUUUUUUUCUUUGGCUCAAAACAUAGAAGCAGUAGCCUGACUGCUAUGUUCAAAUGACAUUUGUUCAAAGCAGUCGUUUAAUUGCACUAUAGGCUCUUUUUUUGUAUCGUCCUGUUUUGAUCAGUAUAUGCCAAUGUUGUUAUCAAUAAAAAAUCAUUUGCACAAGGCAAGCCGAUGCACUUCACCAUGUUGAUAAGAUAAUUAAAAUGAGAAGAAUUAUGGGACAAAAAAAUCAAGGGAUAUUUAGCAUAGCAAAAGAAUUUGCGAUUAAUCGCGAUUAAUCGUGAGUUAACUAUGACAUUAAUGCGAUUAAUCACGAUUAAAUAUUUUAAUCGCUUGACAGCUCUAAUAUAUAUAUUCAUGUGUGUGUGUUUGUGUGCAUGUGUUAUUUGUCAUAUAUCAUAACCGGGAUGCAUUUCGUGUUGCUCUGUAUUCCAAUGAUUAAAGCUGUUUAAAUGGAA
Messenger RNA from Gadus morhua (Atlantic cod), 1407 nucleotides. RefSeq lists its product as uncharacterized. The transcript is spliced from 5 exons. The coding region runs from base 164 to 673 and encodes 169 amino acids. NCBI's taxonomy places the organism in Eukaryota, Metazoa, Chordata, Actinopteri, Gadiformes, Gadidae. The record is from RefSeq and is a predicted model, not a curated record.